Sphaeramia orbicularis (orbiculate cardinalfish) is the source of this 1307-nucleotide messenger RNA. It is a transcript of the gene cldn23l, whose product is annotated as claudin 23-like. Lineage: Eukaryota; Metazoa; Chordata; Actinopteri; Kurtiformes; Apogonidae. Gene Ontology annotation, molecular function: structural molecule activity. The transcript has 3 exons. Bases 453 to 1196 code for a protein of 247 amino acids. Gene Ontology annotation, cellular component: membrane; bicellular tight junction. The record is from RefSeq and is a predicted model, not a curated record.
GCAGAGACAGAUGGGAAGGUAAGAAGGAAACAAAGGCACAAAACACACAAGGACAGACUCACCAGGACAGAGAAUUAGCAGAGGAGAGACUGAUGAAGGGAGGACGGAUGAGACAAAGGAGGAAGCAGGAAAAACAGUGAGAAUGAAAACCUGGAUGCACCACAUGAGCAGAACAUGUUACCCAGUGAGACAACGGCAGCGGUCUGCAGUGACAUCCAACAGCCUCUGCUGAAUGCUGCGAUGAAGGACGUUCACGCAGACACAGAAGAGUCUGUUGAAAAGAACUGAGUCCUGACCAUGACACACGUCCCAGUUUAGACCUGUACCAGUCGCUGUGGUCUGUUUUUGCAGUCAGGUACUGUUGGAUUUCCUCUCAAAGGUCCGACCACCAGAUGUCUUGAGUGUUUCCGUUUCCAGCUUCUCACCUCCUACAGAAUCAGGGUUGCCCUACGAUGAUGCAAACCCCGGCCUCCAUGGUCAUGGGGAUCGUAUUCGCCCCCCUGGGCCUGGUCCUGGUCUUCACCGCCGCCAUCACCCCCCAGUGGAGGGAGGGGCAGGCCCGUCUGGGGAUGACCGGCCCCGCGUCGCUCCUCCGGUCUGGGACCAAGGGUCAAGGCCUGGGGGUCCGGUCGGUGGAGGCGCUGCUCCUGGUGCGUUCUGAUGGAUUGUGGGAAAGCUGCCUCCAGGUGGCGCACUCGGAGCUGAAGCAGUGCUGGCCCGUCGCAGGUCCGUAUCAGAGGGAUCCGCGGGUCCGCCUGGCUCAGGGGCUGGUGCUCACCUCUUUGUUUCUGUGCGGCACCGGCAUCGUCCUGGCCUGCAUCGGGGUCCGCUGUUGGACUGAUUUACCUUUGAGGGGCGUGGCGGCGGCGGGCGGGCUCCUCAUGGUCAUGGCUGGGCUGCUCAGCCUGACCGCCCUGGGAGUCUACACCCAUAACCUCAGCAGACUGGGGAUGGAGGAUUCCAGUUACGGGAUAAAUAACAACCCCCGCUUCCCCCAGCUCAGCCUGCAUGCGGCCGGGUCGCUCUACUUCGGGUGGCUGGGCUCGUGUUUACAGGUGUUGGGAGGUGUGGCGCUGUUGUUCAGCUUCAAACGACCAAAAUGUCCCACCUGCCCCUCCUGCCCAAACUGCCCGGCGUGUUCCUGCCCGCAAAUAAACAACAAGUCAGACAUAGAUGUGUAUGAAGUCAGCUGUUAGAAAGGAACCAUAGAGAGCUGAAGUCCUGCCCCUUCACGUUCUACACCACAGGACCUAGCAUUAGAUAUAGAAAAGCAACAAAAUCUGAAACAUGUUCCAGAAAAUUUGAAA